Corythoichthys intestinalis (scribbled pipefish) is the source of this 6580-nucleotide messenger RNA. Its product is annotated as protein SOGA3-like. NCBI's taxonomy places the organism in Eukaryota, Metazoa, Chordata, Actinopteri, Syngnathiformes, Syngnathidae. Gene Ontology annotation, biological process: regulation of autophagy. The record is from RefSeq and is a predicted model, not a curated record. The coding region runs from base 240 to 5603 and encodes 1787 amino acids. The transcript is spliced from 15 exons.
GGUCUAAUUGGCUGAACUGCAGCUGAUCCCACUUGCAUCUCAUCAAACUGAGACUGUAUGGGCCAUCACUUCUCUUUGGGUGUCAUCUAAAAUGCCCCAUAUGUCUGUGCGUUCCGGUUAAGAGUCAGAAUUAAAGGCUUAUAUGCAGUAUACUCGCUUGAGGCUGAAGGGUGGUGUCCUGUUGCAGUUACAGGCUUACAGUAUGGAUGGUGUCAAGGAUGAGCUGAGCCUCUGACACCAUGAUGCAGCCCUCAUCCUCCACCGACUCGCACAGGCAGGCGGACAAUAGCAGCCGGAAGCAGUCGCGCUCCUCCUCCCCCGCCGGCCCUAAAUCGACGCAAAAAGGAAGCAACCUGUCAAAGCCCCUCGCCUCAAAGCAAGCGGUGGGCACAGGAGGAGGGAGAAGCAGUCGUGGUCAUUCCCCCGUCUCGUCAGGCAGGGAGCGGCAGGCCGGGGGAGCUCCCGCAUCCAAAGGCGCGGCUGCUGUUCAGCUCGCCGGUUCUGAAAGCCCCACUCUGAGCCGGGCGGCAGCAGACAGAGGUGGCAUUCAGACAUGUGACGACUCACCGCGCCUGGGCCCUGAUACCUCCUCCCCAUCCAGAGCCGAUCCCAACCGAGUUGUGUCGGACCAGCCCUGCGCAUCCAAAUCCCCCAAAUUGAGGAGUAAAAACCAGAAAGGAGGGGACGUUUCUGCCUCUGUGGCUACUAAGAAAAGCUCCAAAGGUACAGUCGGCUGCGGACCUGGCUUCUGGAAGGAAGGGUGCUUACAAUCAGAGCUGAUUCAGUUCCACCUGAAUAAAAGCUUGGGGAAGAAAGGAACAAAGAUGCAGGCCAAGCCAGCAUCUCCCCCUGCCUCGGAGUUGUCCCCAGAGCGUGUACCCCUGCAACUAACACCUCAGAAGGACCAGACACUACUGGAGGAGGUGGAACGGCUGGAGGAUGAAAACGAUGAUCUUAAGACUGAAAUUGAGGAGAUGCGAGCAGAGAUGGAUGAGAUGCGGGACACCUUCUAUGAGGAAGAUGCCUGCCAGCUGCAUGACAUGCGCAGAGAGCUGGAGAGAGCAAACAAGAACUGUCGAAUACUCCAAUAUCGCUUGAAGAAGGCAGAGAGAAAAAGGCUCCGCUUUACAGAGAGUGGCCAAGUAGAUGGAGAGAUGCUCAGAAGUCUUGAGCAAGACCUGAAGGUGGCAAAGGAUGUUUCUGUGCGUUUGCACCAUGAGUUGGAAAACGUAGAGGAGAAGAGAACAAGGACUGAAGAGGAGAAUGAGAAAUUGAGGCAGCAAUUAAUAGAAGUGGAAGUCACUAAGCAAGCUCUUCAAAAUGAGCUAGAAAAAGCCAAAGAGCUCUCAUUGAAAAGAAAAGGAAGUAAGGAUCUCCAAAAAGAAAGAAAGACUCAGCAUACCCCAAUUGAGGAAGAAAAUGACGAUCUGAAGUGCCAGCUGGCGUUUAUCAAAGAAGAGGCUGUCCUAAUGAGGAAAAAGAUGGCAAAGAUAGACAAAGAAAAGGACCGUCUGGAGCAGGAGCUGCAGAAGUACCGCUCCUUCUAUGGGGACGUGGACAGCCCCUUGCCCAAAGGUGAAGCCGGGGGUCCCCCCACUACACGUGAAUCUGAGCUGAAGCUCCGUUUGCGCCUGGUUGAGGAGGAAGCCAACAUCCUGGGGAGGAAGAUUGUAGAGUUAGAGGUGGAGAACAGGGGACUGAAGGCUGAAUUGGACGACAUGAGAGAGGACAGUCUUGUGGCUGCAGGAAUGGAUGGUGAUGGGCGUGGAGGUCAGCAGUGCAGAGAGCAGGGUGAGGCACUGUCUGAGCUGAGGCAGCAGCUGCAGCUAGUGGAGGAUGAAGCAGAACUACUGCGCAGGAAUUUAGCAGAUGUGGAGGAAGAAAACAAAAAGGUGACAAAUGAACUGAACAAACUCAAGUACAAGGCGGGGUCUCAUGAAGCAGGCUUGAGACACUCAGGAGGAGGAAGUGACCCUGCUAAAAUGGAGGCCCUCCAGGAGGAGCUAAAAACAGCCCGUCUGCAGAUCAAUGAACUGAGCGGCAAAGUGAUGCAGCUCCAGUAUGAGAAUCGUGUACUGCUCUCUAACAUGCAGCGCUAUGAUUUGGCUUCACACCUGGGCAUACGAGCAAGCCCACGGGACAGUGACGCCGAGAGUGACGGAGGGCGGGACGAUGAUACCCCCUCAGCCUCAGCCUCUUCACCUCGCCUCCUGCCGCCCCACCGUAAACGGGAGGGCCCUAUUGGAGGCGAGAGUGACUCGGACGAGGUGAGGAACAUCCGCUGCCUUACUCCGACACGCUCUCUCUACUCACCUGUGGAGAGCCGUUUUUUAUCUAGAAGCCUGAAGGACCGGCAGCAGAUGAUAGACAUCCGAAUCGAAGCCGAAAGGCUGGGCCGGACCAUCGACAGGCUUAUUGCUGAUACAAGUACCAUUAUUGCUGAGGCUCGGAUUUAUGUCACCAAUGGUGAACUUUUUUCUAGGCUAGAUGAUGAAGACGAAGGUGGCAGAAUCCGAGAACAUGAGCUGCUAUAUCGCAUCAAUGCGCAGAUGAAAGCUUUCAGAAAAGAGCUGCAAGGUUUCAUUGACCGGUUGGAUGUUCCUAAACAAGAUGACAAACAACCAGAAGAACCUCUAUCUGGAGGGGAGAAUCGAAGAAUUUUGCUGGACUUGAAGACAGUGUUGGAGGAAGUGCAGGUGGAGGUAAAGCGAGAGGAGGAGAAGAGAAGUGAUCUUCAACUGCAAUACACCAGAGACAGGUGUGCCUGGGAGCUAGAGAGGGCAGAGCUCAAGUGCCGAAUUGCACAGCUGGAAACCAAAGACGAUUCGAGAUCAGCAAGUGGUGGUGUCCAGUGUGUCGCAGGUUCUACUUCAGUGACUCAACAAGUUGGUUGUGAAGAACACAGUGAGACGUCAACACUGCGCCAGGACAAAGAGGAACAGCGGAGACUUUUGGCAGACACACACUCAACCACCAUGGAACUGCGUUGUCGUCUGGAGCACAAUGAGAAGGAUUGGUUGAAAGAGAAAGCCGAGCUGCUUGAGAGAUUCAACAUCGAAAGGAGUGAAUGGGAGAGCCAACUGAAAGAUAUGCAAAGGAAAAUAGAGGAGUUGUACAAUGAGGUGAGGGCCAAACGAGAAGGAGCUGGUGGAAGGCAGAACGACAAAGAAAUACAUCGGCUAAGUGUGCCUUCACUCAGCUCUGCUUCUAGUGUGCUUAGUGACACGUCACAGACACACAGCAGCUGCAGUCAGUUAGAGCCUUUAUCUGUCUUUGACCACUACAUCACGAGUGGUGAGAGGAGAGAGACUCAUAACAUCACUUGUUAUCAACCAGACAGCUUCAAAGGACUAAUUGUUAGUAGUCAAUUUACUCAUAAUGAAUGUGCACAUCCUGGAUUGACGUCGAGAGACCCCAUCCUUGACAGGAAUAAUGUUGUGAACAAUUCUGAGCUUGAAGCAAAUUUCCAUAAACCUACUGGAUGUGGACUGGCAACAAAACCUGCCUCCUUAGAGAAUGAAAGACGUCUUCAUUCUGGCAUUCAAGGAAAUCCACUUUUGGCAGAGCUGUGUAAUGCCGGUGAGAAGAAGAAAAGCACCACUGCCCUCAAUGCUGCUCUGAAGGAGAUUGCUCGUGUCAGUGAGGAACUCUGUAGCUACCAGGAUGAGAUAAUAAAGAAGAGUGAUGAUAAAAGGAAUCAAUCGGAAUCAUUGUACCUCUCAGGAGAAAAGAACACACCUACAGAAAUGGAUAAAACUGGACUGCGGUCAAAUGAGACACCAAACGACCUCAAACAAAUCUACAAUCAACUUAAAGAAUUGGAGAAGGAAAACUGGAUAACCUUGACCCCCAAUUACACCUGGCGGGCUAACAGAGGGUUGAAAGAUUCCUGUGAAAAGAAUUAUAUUGACAGCUGCAAAGAUAUACAGACAAGCCCGGUAGCACUCUUUGAUAUGGAUACAGCAUGCCCCCCUGUCCCUCCCCGUAGCUUCUUCAGGAAUCUGAGCUCCCCCUCCCAGACAGACACAGAACUCUACAUCCCCGAAUCCCCUAUGACAACAAUGAAAAAGUGUCACAGUCCAUGUGUUACAGUAGAUAAGAAGUGUAGCAGUCCCUCUGUUGUUAGAAAGUUUGAAGCCAUGUUGCAAGAAAAUGAAGGAAAGGUUUUCAUAGAUGGCGUGGUAUCGUGUUCGGUCCCUAAAAGUUCAAACUGUAACAAUGGCUGCUGCCACAACCGCUGGUCCUGUGAUGCAUCCAAGUUCACAAGCAGUAAGUUGUCCAGAUGUGGGACUGUUCAGAAGAGUUUCUCCGAAGCCAACAUAUUGACUUCACGAAAAGACUGCUCACCUUUCAGCCCUGGCAUUGGGAAUUCACAUAACCCACAAAUACAAAUACCUCCAGCUGUCAAAGAACUACCUGUUGAUUUGCUAUUGUCCUCCUUGGAAAUACCACCAACCGGUCCCAAUCUGCAGGGCUCCAGGAGAAACAUCAUGUUGGAACUCAAAACUGCAGAGUUCAACAGAACUUUGUUUCAAGCAGGGAUGGGUCGUGGGGUAGAGGAUCAAGAAAUAGUUACAGAAGUAGAUGGCUCCUCUGUGGGUUGCCAACCAGCCCCGAUAGCAGACAGUGUGCCAGAUGAGUGGUUACCCUCACAGCCUUGCCCUGAUGACACCACUGGUGUCAGAGAAGUAAAUAUUGAAGGUUCUUUAUCCACCCCCACUUUACCUCUUACAAUUCAAAACAAAGAGGUCAAACUGACCCAAAGUAGUUCUGAAUCUCAAGAGGCUGGAAUAAUCAAUUGCACAUCUUAUGUCAAUCUUCCCAAACAAACAAGUGCUUCAGUAUGGGAGGCCAACACAGUACAUUCUCAGAGUCCAGAAUACAUUUCUGAGGUUGAGCAAAAUGUUCAAUCAGCCAGCAGCCUUUCUAGAAAAACACAAAACAGAGCACGGACAGGCAGUGAGCCUGUAUUGUCUACAAUUACCCAUCAAUAUCAAAAUAUGGAAGAUCUCAACUCCAGGAUGGACUAUCCUUUAGGUCCAAAGAUUCAGCCAACCAAGGUUGAGGUCUCACUCCAGGAAACCUCUGCUCAGAGCAAACAUAGACAACCAAAACUUCCCAAAUUUGGGUCUGUGCCUUCCUCCCAGACUGAAUGCUCCAGACCUGCACCCCGAACGUUAAAUGACCAUCCAUGGAAGCCCCUCACUCUUGCUGCGUACCCACGCCCUGAGGGUUCACGAUCCAACUACGGAGCAUUAGAAAGAAUUCUGAAGCAUUAUGAGAGUGCAGCUAAGUCACAAGCACAGGACGAGACAGCUUCAAAUCCUAACGUCAGCCUUCGACAAGACAACACCAUCGAAUUAAACAUGCAAGACAUCUACGCCCAUCCUGUUGCUCCUACUCUGCGACAGCCAUCUUUAAUGCAGUCAGGUCUCACACUCAGCAAUCGCAGUGGCAUGAGAGUGGUACAGAUCCAGCAACCAGUGCAGGAUGAAAGAGAGUUGUGCAUCUCCUCCAACCUGAAUGUCUUUUCAAAGCCUGCAAGUCCAGCCAAUAGACGUUUGCCUUCCCGAUGGGCCAGCCGCCCCCCCAACUUGAACUGAACUCUUCUUCCUCUUCUGCUGCUAUAUCUCCCUGUACCACACCUAUUUAACUGCUGCCAGAAACUUACUUCUUCCUUUACUGACUGCCAUACCUUUCACACAGCUAUACCUGAGCUCGCAUCCUCAUCACUGUUGUACAUAAUUACUCCAAUCUACCCUGCCAUACCCGUUUAGGUGCUAUAGUUGUGAGUCUGCUGUCACAUGUAUGCCCUGGAACUGAUUUAACUAAUUAGAAGACUUUCUGAAAUAGCUUCAGCUGUGCUGUAACAUGCUCACACUGACCUGCCAAGUGUUGUGCAUGCUUCUGAGGGCGAUGAAAACAUUGUUGAUUUACUACACUCAGGUCUGUAUUCCUGCCCUGACUAUAGAAGCCUUGCAGAUCUAUCUACUUCAAGAUGCUUUAUUAUUUACCGACAGCCUACAUACAGUAAUUUACAACUGAAAGUGACGCAAGCUCAUAACUGAAUGGAAUUGUAUGGUGUUGAAAUGGUCACUUUUUUACUUUAAUUUGAAUUGCAUACAUGUGCUGUACCUUUCCUGUGCUGUGACUGAGAUUUUCCUUUUACAUUGAGCACUGACUCUGCAUCCAUUAUGCCCUGGAUACAUCUACUGUAUCUUCGGUAUUCAUAGAACUGUACCUGUGAGUUCCCUUUUAUACUUUGUACUAAAAGCUGGUUUUGUUCAUUGCAUUUUUCUGACUUUAGUUUGAAACCUGAUGUUUGUAAUGAUUUUAUUACUGUCAUCUUAAUUGCUUAAGUUAUAUUAUAUCACUUAUAUUGAGUAUCAUUUGCUGUACAACAUGAAUGGCAGUGCUUAGUGAACAAAGACCAGGCCUUUUUAAAUCGUAUACAAAUAAAUAGUAACAUAUCAGGACAUUACUCAGUUGAGUAUCUUACAGUUAGGGGUGAUGUACUCAACUCCAUCACUAUUAAAGAAAUGCCUUUGCUGUUAAUUUUGUGUAAUAAAAUAAGGACUGA